AUGUCCCAACCGAAAUUGACUUCCCUUCAAGGCCGCGUUGCCAUCGUAACUGGUGCAGGAGGCGGCCUCGGAAGAGAGUAUGCUCUUCUACUGGCAUCAUAUGGCGCCAAGGUGGUCGUCAAUGACUAUGGUGGCUCUCUAAGCGGCCAACGCGGCACUAUAUCUCGCGCGCAAACUGUUGUUGACGAGAUAAAAGCAAAGGGAGGGGAAGCCAUCGCAGAUGGACAUGAUAUCUCCGUACAGAGUGAAGUCCAGCAACUUGUGCAGGACACUCUGGCGGCAUAUGGAACUAUUCACAUCCUUGUCAACAAUGCGGGCACUGCUGGUGAAGCUAGCGCGCACGAUAACGUGAACGUCGAAUCUUUCCGACGGACGUGGGAAAUUGCUGCGCUAGGUACUGUUAUGCUUAUCAGUGCUGUAUAUCCUACCAUGGAGAAGCAAGGAUAUGGAAGAAUAGUCAAUACUUCCUCUGAUAGCCUCAUUGGUAUGGGAGCAGGCGGUGAUGGUGGUUAUGUGUCAAGCAAAGGUGCCACGUUUGGCUUGACUCGCGAUCUUGGACGUAUGAGUCCCAAGCAUGGCAUCAAGAUCAACGGCGUUCUACCCUCGGCAGCAUCACGCAUGUCGGACUUGUCGCCUGUUAUUAAGAGGAUCACAAGGGAAUAUUUCCAACCUCGUCUCGUGGCAGACUUUGUCGUCGCGUUGUGCAGUGAGGAGUGUCCGACGUCUGGAGAGCUGUUCAGUGUUGGUGGUGGAAGAGCCGCGAGAACGACGCUGGCUACUGUACCUGGACAUUCUCACGCGACGGGCCCGGAAGAUUAUUUGGCUCAUUUUGAUAGGGUUAUUGGUACCACAGAUGAGCUGUUUGUUCCGAAAGAUACUUUGGAUUUAGUGUCUUAUGCGAUAAAGCAAGCAACGGGGACAGAUGUUGGAACAAUAACUUUAGAUGAGUGA
Molecule: messenger RNA, 951 nt
Organism: Fusarium redolens
Lineage: Eukaryota; Fungi; Ascomycota; Sordariomycetes; Hypocreales; Nectriaceae
Exons: 2
Coding region: 1-951 (316 amino acids)
Molecular function (GO): oxidoreductase activity
Source: RefSeq, a predicted model, not a curated record